Centruroides sculpturatus (bark scorpion) is the source of this 1768-nucleotide messenger RNA. Its product is annotated as leucine-rich repeat and immunoglobulin-like domain-containing nogo receptor-interacting protein 3. Gene Ontology annotation, molecular function: protein binding. The record is from RefSeq and is a predicted model, not a curated record. The transcript has 4 exons. Gene Ontology annotation, cellular component: plasma membrane. Bases 120 to 1121 code for a protein of 333 amino acids. NCBI's taxonomy places the organism in Eukaryota, Metazoa, Arthropoda, Arachnida, Scorpiones, Buthidae.
UGGAGUGAGUAAAACUGCUUGUAACCUCUAAAGUGAGAAGAUAAGACAAGAGCGACAAGGAACACAAAUCACAUUGAACAGGAAGUCAGAAGCAAUUUUAAAAAUUCAAAUAUUAAAAAAUGAAAUCCUUAUUGUUAAUUUUGAUAUCGAUAAUUACUCCGAUAUUUGGCUUACUUCAUCGAUGUCCUCACACAAAACAUUUUCCCGAAACACGACUAAAGCAACAAAUAAGUUAUUUUAAUAGCUGUGUUUGUGAAAAACAUCAAAAUAGCAGCGUUAAUAUAAUUUGUCAAGGCUUUAAGAACGAAGAGGAAUUUAAAACGGCAUUAAAUUUUCUUCGUGAAUUCUUCGUGGACGAAUUUAGAAUCAGAAGUUCGAGUUUUCAUUUGCCGACCGGAAUAUUUAAAGGAUCACACAUUCAGAAGAUAAUAUUUGAAGACGUCCGUUUUGAAACACUCGUUCUGUUUUCAUCAUUUAAAGGUUUAGAGUUUGAAUUAGAAGAAUUGCAGUUUAUAAGAUGUAGAAUUAAUCAUGUUAUUUGGCAAAAGGGUAACCAGUUAAAAUUUUUGAAAAUAUUAAAAUUUGAAAAAACAAAUUUACCAACAGAAAUGAGUAACGCCAUAUUCAAAAACUUUCCUUCAAAAAUACGAAAUUUGAAGAUGACAAAUUGUAAUAUUAUCCACUUGGGAAAUCAAGCAUUGACAAAAUUCUCUCUAAUAGAAACAAUAGAACUCGAUGAAAAUCAAUUAACGAAAAUUUCUCGAUCUAUGUUUCCCUCACAAGCUAGAAAAUUAAGAUAUCUCUCUUUGGCGAGUAAUCCAAUCACCCAACUUCCAGAAGAUUUAUUCCAAAAUAUGGACCGAUUAGAAUUUCUUCUGCUUUCCGGCAUUAGAGUUUCUUCUUUGUCUAACAAUACAUUUUUCCCUGUUUGGAAUCAACUAGAAGAAAUUUAUAUGAACAACAUUAAAAUCAAUUGUGAUUGCAAUAUUUUAUGGAUGUUAGAGAAGAAUGAUGCAGCUAUAGUAAAGAAGCCCUAUUGUAUAAAUUAUAACAUAGGGUUAAUUGAUAUCAGAAACGGCGAAGAAAUUUGUCCAAGAAGAAGAAACAAAAUAAAUAAAUGAUAUCUUGUGAGAAAUCACCUAUAUAUUCAAUCAGUGUUAAUUUUAUCUCAAUUAAUCAAUGUUAAUAUUUUAUCAUUACUGUUGGCUGUAUAACUAUAAUUAUAACUUAAUACUUUGUAUUUUAUAUACAGAUACUAUGUAUUUGUAACUAGUAUAUAAUAAAAUGUACUAGAAAACAAAUAACUAUAGUUACAUAAAAUGAAAAUCCACUUUUCGAGUUAUGAUGUUGGGCCUCAUCUGGCCUGUGGGCCGUUUUAGUGCCCACAGGGCAGAAAGAUUCAAAAUAAAUAAUAAAUAAAGAAAUUAGUCCUUUUGGUGAGAAUUUUUAAGAUCGAAGCUGCAUAUAAAACUGAAAAACGAACAAAGCAAGCAGUUGCUUUGUUCUUGGAUUGCCUCUCCGUGUCGGCUAGUGCAAGGAUCUCCUCUUUUGUGCCUUACAAAUGCGCUUCUUUCUUUCCGGUUCCUCCUCAAUUCUAUCGCUAUAUGAUAAAGUCGCGCUAUGUCCUAGUUUUGAAAAUAAGAAAUAGUAAUCUUUUUAUACAUUUUAUUUUAUACAUUUAAUAGAAAUCUUUUUAUACAUUUUAUUUAUUAAUAAAGUGUCAUUAGCAAGGAUUUUGCAGUGCUAAUUAAAAUUAAAGUCAGCAUCU